Cyphellophora europaea CBS 101466 is the source of this 1608-nucleotide messenger RNA. RefSeq lists its product as uncharacterized. Gene Ontology annotation, biological process: carbohydrate transport; transmembrane transport. The transcript is spliced from 5 exons. Lineage: Eukaryota; Fungi; Ascomycota; Eurotiomycetes; Chaetothyriales; Cyphellophoraceae. Gene Ontology annotation, molecular function: carbohydrate:proton symporter activity. The record is from RefSeq and is a predicted model, not a curated record. The coding region runs from base 1 to 1608 and encodes 535 amino acids. Gene Ontology annotation, cellular component: membrane.
AUGGCUCCAGACAUUAAUGCAAUCAAAGUUCACGAGAAGGGCGCAAGCGACCCUAUCGUCCAGAGGCUCGCUCAGGAAGACAAAGUCCCGUGGUACAGGAAGCCCAACCUGCGAAAUCUGUACCUGCUUCUUUUCCCCACCUGCAUGGGCAUCGAGAUCACCAGCGGUUUCGAUUCCCAGAUGAUAAAUGCCCUUCAAAUUUCAGACCACUGGCAAGAAUACUUCAAUCAUCCGACGGGAGAGUGGCUUGGUUUCAUCAACGCCGCCUAUUCACUCGGUGCUAUUCUGAGCUUGCCAUUUGUUGGCAUUUGCAACGACCGCUUUGGCCGUCGUUGGUCCAUUUUCAUCGGAUCCUGGAUCAUGGUGGCAGGCGCAAUCGUUCAAUGCUUCGCUCAAAAUGCCGGCAACUACAUUUUCGCGCGUAUCAUGCUGGGAUUCGGGAUUCCCGUCUGUAUCGUUGCGGCCUCUGCUCUUAUCGGCGAACUUGGUUACCCCAAGGAGCGCCCGGUCUUGACUUCACUUUUCAACGUGUCCUACUUUGUGGGCGAGCUUACCGCUGCGGGAAUCUGUUUUGGCACAAACACCAUUGCAAGCCACUGGUCCUGGAGGCUUCCAUCAAUUCUUCAAGCGGCUCCGUCGCUACUUCAAAUCAGCUUGGUCCUGCUGCUCCCGGAAAGUCCUCGUUGGUUGAUCAGCAAGGACCGUCAUGAAGAGGCCCACGAGAUUCUCGUCAAGUACCAUGCCGAAGGUGACCGCGAUUCGGAGUUUGUUCGUGCCGAGAUGGCGCAAAUCCGAUCCACUCUUCAUAUUGAGAUGGAAGCAUCCAAGAAGUCCUGGCUGGAUCUGUUCCGCACUUCUGGUAUGCGACGUCGUGUGAUUCUCUCAACAGCACUUGGACUGUUCACCCAGUGGUCCGGUAACACCCUCAUCUCCUAUUAUCUCGGCACACUCUUGAAGAUGGUUGGCUGGGAGCAAGCGACAGAUAUCCAGAAGGUCAAUGUAGGCUUAUCUUCGUGGUCCCUGAUUACUGCCGCCACAGCUGCGUUGCUGGUGACGCGAUUCCGGCGCAGAGUCAUGUACAUGACUUGUGUCAUCUCGUUGCUCUGUGUCUACAUUGGCUGGACCGUCUGUAUGGAGAGGACUAUGACGAGUGACAAGGCUGGAAACAUCAACGAAUCAUCUGGCAUUGGAGUCAUCUUCUUCAUUUUUGCCUAUAAGCCUGCUUAUAAUAUCGGCUACAAUGCGCUUACAUAUACAUACUUGGUUGAGCUAUGGCCCUUCGCAGAGCGUUCUCGAGGUAUUGCGUACUUCCAGCUCUGGGGACGUCUGGCUGCCUUUUUCACCACUUUCAUCAACCCCAUCGGUCUGAAAAACAUUGAGUGGCGCUGGCUCAUUUUCUACUGCUGCUGGCUCGGCUUUGAAGUCGUCUUCGUCUACUUCAUGUUCCCCGAGACCUUUGGGAGAACACUCGAAGAGCUUGCUUUCCUCUUUGAAGACAAGGAAAAGGCCGACCGGGCUGUUGCUGCUGUGGAGAAGGCCAGGGCUGGAAUUGACGACGACGAGAAGCGAGCAGAGACUGUGGUCGAGAAUAUUGACAACCGCGUCUAG